Messenger RNA from Aureobasidium pullulans EXF-150, 513 nucleotides. RefSeq lists its product as uncharacterized. The record is from RefSeq and is a predicted model, not a curated record. The transcript has a single exon. Lineage: Eukaryota; Fungi; Ascomycota; Dothideomycetes; Dothideales; Saccotheciaceae. The coding region runs from base 1 to 513 and encodes 170 amino acids.
AUGAACCUUGACGAACCUUGGGGCCGUGAGCCCGUCAACCCUGGCACCGCCUGGACCCUUUGGCACCUGAGAAGAGCCGCGGAUGCUGCUGGCAACUCGAACAAUGCAGUCCGCCGCAACUCCCCGGAGCCUCCCAAAACUUGGGAAGAAGAAGAAGAAGAAGACGACGAAGACGACCUGGCCUCGGACGAUGAUCCCGCCAACAACGCCUCUCCCACUCCCGCAGUGGUCGACAGAAACAUCGACCCUGCACCUCCCAACGUCGACAAUCCCGACGAAGAAGAUGAGGAUCCUGCUCCGGCAGAUGCAAGUUCGGCCACAAGUGCCACCAUUCGCGCUCCCCCGCGCACUGCUACGACUCGCAAUCGUGAGCAGAUGCUCGACGGUGAUGAAGAUGAAGACGAUGACGACCGCCCCCUUCGCCGUCACAAAGGCGAAAGCAGUCCUGCCGCCGAGGGUGAAGAUGAGACCGAAAUGAGUGGGAGUGAAGAGGGAGAUGAGGAUGCAAGUUAA